Mesorhabditis spiculigera is the source of this 855-nucleotide messenger RNA. Lineage: Eukaryota; Metazoa; Nematoda; Chromadorea; Rhabditida; Rhabditidae. The record is from the annotation of a GenBank genome assembly.
AUGGACUUUGUCAAUGAGCUCAACCACUUUACGAUGUAUCGGGAGAAGAACGAGAGCUUCAACUCUGGCUAUCUCUACAAAUACGCCCUACCAUUCGAAGGGGUUCCCCAGCACGUGGAGCUGACACUAUGGUUCCAAGACCACUGGUACCACUCGAUCACAAUUUCUGUUGUCUACUAUAUCGUCGUAAGGAUAACACAACGGGGGAUGGAGAAACGAGCCCCGUACCGGCUCGACAGGGCGUUGUUCUUUUGGAAUUGCUCUCACGCGCUGUACAGCAUCGUGGCUUUUCUGAGGAUGAGCGAGGACUUUGCUCACUCGGCUUCGCAAUCAUUCUACGAUCUCGUUUGUCGCAGCGUCGUCCCGCACGAUGUGGCCGCGUUCUGGUCGGUCACGUUUGGGAUGAGCAAGGUAGCCGAGUUUGGCGACACGCUGUUCAUCGUAUUGCGGAAGAGGCCGCUCAUCUUUCUGCACUACUACCACCACGCUGCCGUGCUCGUGUACGCCAUCCAUUCCGGUUCCGGGCACAAUGCCACUGGGCGUGUGUUUAUGAUGAUGAACCUUUUUGCGCAUGCGUUGAUGUACACCUACUUUGCGGUCAAGGCGAAACAGGUGAACGUGCCCCGCUGGGUGGCAAUGGGGGUGACGACCGUGCAGACGAUUCAAAUGCUAGCCGGGGUUGCCGUCAGUAUCUUUGUCUGGUGGGCGAUGAGGGCGAGGGCGUGGAAAUGCCAGCAGUCCACCGCCAACCUUUAUCUCGCCUUUUUCCUCUACGCAACGUUUGCCGUGCUGUUCGUGCAGUUUUUCUGCCGGACCUAUCUAAAGCCGCGUGAGAAGGAGGCGAAAAAGAUGGAU